UUGGGUACAUGCAGCACAUAUAAUUACCGGGUCUAAAGUAAAUAAAUAAAUAUUAACUUUGCAGGUAUUACCGGCUAAAUAUGAAGUUCUCACAUUUGUUAUGUUUGGUGAGUACCGGAAAACUGAAACACCCCUGGCUAUUCGCAGGAUACGCGCUUUGCCGUCACCGAUCCUGCUGUUGCUACGUUUGCCGCCGUCGCCGCCGCAGGAUCGACAACCCACCACCAACCCAGCGCCGCUCAACGACCGACAGACCAUCCGACCGACGACGGACCAAACAACCGCGGUGAGUACCUUAGCAUCAGAAGAUGAACUAUUCAAAAUGAAUGAUAGGAAUCUCAAUGCUACUGGACAGCAGCCAACUAACAUAUCUCCUAUUCCAUCUACGUCAAAGCAGACAGUUAAUAAACCAUCGACUGCUAGCCCUGCUAUGAGUCCAUCUAUUCUUUGUGACGCAGAAUUUCAACCAGAAGUAGUUCAGGAGGAAGCUGCUGUAAGCCCAGAUCCAAUUCCAACCAUAUUAUGUGCAACACCAACACGAGCUGCUAUUCGGGAGGAACAUAUCGUCAGAUCUACCGCAACUCCGUCAAAAUCAUAUUUUAAUGAGACCGAUACUAAUGACGAUGAAACAGUAACUGACUUUGUUGAUAUUCUAAAAAUUGUGAGCCCACUGCCGCAACAACUCAUAACUAAUAAAGAAACGAGAUUGAAGAACAAAAAACAUUCUGAAAUUAUAACAAGCACUCCAAUGAAGGCAAUAUUUGACGAAAAGAAGAGGAAAAGGACUGAAAAAGAGAAAAAUACUAAAAAAAAUAAAAAGACUGUAAUAAAGAAAAUUGCACCGAAGGUAAAUGUAACAAACGGAAACUUACCAAAGGUAGAAAGUGAUGAUGAAGAUUCAUCUGAUGAUCAAAUUGACGAAUGUACAAUUUGCGACGACGAGUCAGAAUACUCAGAAGAUGAAACUUUAUGUGCAAUUUGCUUAGACACGGGAAAAAGUGGAGAGAUGUGGUACCGAUUCAGAAGUUGUGGAAACUGGGCUCAUGAAGAAUGCUCUGGAAGUGAUAGUCCAGCUUCUUAUAUUUCUACAUUUUGUUUGGAUCCGUAA
Acanthoscelides obtectus is the source of this 1108-nucleotide messenger RNA. The record is from the annotation of a GenBank genome assembly. Lineage: Eukaryota; Metazoa; Arthropoda; Insecta; Coleoptera; Chrysomelidae.